AUGAAAGUCUCCAGUUUAUCCUUGGCUAGUUUAUCGGCUGCACCAGUCUGCACUUCCACCAGCAGUGGAGAAGUUUCCUUUUUUCCCAAGGACUCUCCAGUACUUGUUACUGUUUAAUUUCUUAAUUAGUAGCCAUUUUUUUUUCCAGGGUGAGGUGGAAUCCCAGUGUUGUUUGAAUUUGUAUCUCUCGAAUGACCAGUGCUCAUGGACAUUUCUUUUGCUGCCCAUGUUUUUAUUUUUUAUUUUGAAAUAGGGUCUUGCUAAGUUUCUCAGGCUGGGCUUGAACUUCCAGUCCUGCUUUGGCCUCCCGAGGUGCUUGGGGUACCAGUUUUGCUUACCUUCUCUGUAUCGCUUCUUCUGCUGCAAAGUGGUCUCAUCGCUGCCCCUGGCUUGUGGGCUGUAGAUGUGGCCAAGGUGCCCUGUCAGAUGGCUGAGGACCCUGGGGGCCGUCCUGGCUGGUGUUUGUACACGUCCCCAUGGACAAGCACUCAUUCCCUGAAGCCCAGUGGUCCCCACUGCCCUCUGGAGGAAGGCGGAGCACUCUGGGGAGGACUCAGCUGCCUGCCUGCUCUCCCCCAGCUUCCCUGGAGGUGAUCCUCGGAGUGUCCCCGGCUUCUCAGUGUGCAGGAGACUGCAGCGACAGUUUCUCAGAAGAACUCAUUCCUGAGGGCACCCAGGCGUCUUGGGACAAGGACAUCCCAGCUAUUAACCAAGGGCUCAUCCCGGAGGAAAGCCCAGAUGGCAGCUUCCUUGUGGAAGGGGACAUCAUCCGGCCAAGUCCUUUCCAGCUGUUGUCGGUGACCAACAAUAAGUGGCCUAAAAGCGCUGAUGGUGUUGUGGAGGUCCCCUUCCUGCUGUCCAGCAAGUAUGAUGAGCCCAGCCGCCGGGUCAUCCUGGAGGCCUUUGCAGAGUUUGAACGCUUUACGUGCAUCCGGUUUGUCACCUACCAGGGCCAGAGAGACUUCAUCUCCAUCAUCCCCAUGGCUGGGUGCUUCUCUGGUGUGGGCCGUAGUGGAGGGAUGCAGGUGGUGUCCCUGGCACCCCCCUGUCUCCGCAGAGGCCGGGGUAUCGUCCUGCAUGAGCUCAUGCAUGUGCUGGGCUUCUGGCAUGAGCAUGCACGUGCUGAUCGCGACCGAUACAUCCGUGUCAAUUGGCAUGAGAUCCUGCCGGGCUUUGAAAUCAACUUCGUCAAGUCCCGGAGCAGCAACAUGCUGGCGCCCUACGACUACUCCUCCGUGAUGCACUAUGGGAGGCUUGCCUUCAGCCGGCGCGGGGAGCCCACCAUCACCCCGCUCUGGGCCCCCAGCGUCCACAUGGGCCAGCGGUGGAACCUGAGCGCCUCGGACAUCACCCGGGUCCGCAGGCUAUAUGACUGCAGCCCUGACUCCCACAGGAGAGGGUUCCAGGCCCACAGCCAUGGAGGGAGUCCCACAUCUGCGUCCAGACCUUACCUGCAGAGACUCCUGGAGGCGCUGCCGGGGGAAUCCAGGAGCCCUGAGUCCAGUGAUCCUGAAGCUGGCAUUCAGCGUGUUGCUGCAGGACCCAGAGAGAGCCCUCAGGGGUGGGAGCCCCCUGCCUGGAGAAAGUUCAGUGCAGAGGCCUUAGGAAGACCACCUCAGACCCUGGAUUCCUCCCCAAGGUCAAGGCCUCGAGCACUGGCACCGGGCAUGGCUCUGGAGCCGUCCUGGCUGGCCCAAGUGCCCACAGAAUCUCCAGCCCUAUUUUCAGAAGCCAGAGAGCAGCUGACACCUGUCCAGGCCACUGUGGAGAGCCCAGGUCUUCCAGAAGGCUGGGAACCUGGAAGUCGCUUCAGGCGGAUGCCCAGAGCUUGAGUGGGUGGCUUCUGUCUCCAAAGACAGCAUGUUCUGUCUGAGCAGCUCAGUCAUCUGACCCUUGAGCCCCUUAGGCAGCACCCCUGUCUGUUAGCCCCAGCCAGUGUCUCUCAGUGGCCUGAGCUGUCCCCUGUGGCCCUUCCCCAAGGGCUCCUAGGGACAGAGAGGGGCCCUCUGGGUCUGUCUGGAAGGCUGGUCUGAUCUGCUUGCUCUUGUUUUUGCCCAGCCCUUGAGGCUGCAGCAAAUGGCAAGAACAUAACCCAAAUAGAGGACUAGAAGUUCUCUCCACCUCCGGUCCCUGUUUCUAAAAGCUCUGGCCUGAGGGGACAUGACAGGGUCACCCCACUUGGCCUUCCCUCCCCAAUCCCCUGUAUGACCCUGUAUGGUUCCAGGAGCAAAGCCACUCUCUGGGUGCACCCCAAUCCCCAAGGGUACCAUGCUGGGGACCUGCAGAUCGAGGGGUGAGAGGGCCUGGGGCCUUGGCUGUGGGGGGAAGCAGAAAUAAAGUUGGAUGCAUGC
Cavia porcellus (domestic guinea pig) is the source of this 2351-nucleotide messenger RNA. RefSeq names its product astacin like metalloendopeptidase (gene Astl). The record is from RefSeq and is a predicted model, not a curated record. Gene Ontology annotation, molecular function: metalloendopeptidase activity; zinc ion binding. Lineage: Eukaryota; Metazoa; Chordata; Mammalia; Rodentia; Caviidae. The coding region runs from base 477 to 1832 and encodes 451 amino acids. The transcript is spliced from 9 exons. Gene Ontology annotation, biological process: proteolysis.